Messenger RNA from Symbiodinium natans, 2922 nucleotides. NCBI's taxonomy places the organism in Eukaryota, Dinophyceae, Suessiales, Symbiodiniaceae. The record is from the annotation of a GenBank genome assembly.
AUGCUUAAUCCGCGGUUUUGCAACAUCGCUGCUUGCGCUCCUGAGAAAGUUCCAUCUGAGCCGUGGGUCGGGGUCUCUCUUGACGUUCGCAAGGCGCGCCGGCGGGUUUUGCUGGCCUGGGCGGGUCGCGCCCUGCUCGCCUUUUCAUUCCUGGGGCGUUUCUUUGUCUCCAAGAACUUGAAUUUUGGAGCCAGGGCAUCGGCGUUCUGGUGGGGUCGAAUCGCUGGUAUGCUCAUGCGUCUGUCGCAUGCUGUCAUACGGCUCCUUCACUUGUGGGAUUAUGUCGACGGUUUUUUAGCGGCUUUCCGCUCCUCUACAGCGCCACUCCAUGCGAGCCUCUGGCUAAUUCUCUUCAUGUCGAUGGGGUUACCCUCUACUUCCGUUGCGGUGUCACCAGCGCUCUGGGAUCGGCUCUUGUCCGCUUGCGAUGACGAGUGCGUGCUCCGGCAGUCAACUGGUCACGCGUCCCUGCCGAAGUCUGCUCGGGUGAUCCGCGUAGCCAACACUUUCGUCACUUCCAAGCAGCAGCAGUCCGUGCGUGGGGAGAGUGCACCCUUGUCCUGCUCCUUGCUGAGACCGUUACCGCUGCUGGUCAUUGCUGAAGCUGAUGCAUUUGCGGAUGCGUCCUUGUGCGGCCUUGGCGGGUACAUCUCUUGGCCUUCUGGGAGGUGUUCCUGGUUUAGCGUCACCUUGACUUCAGCCGAAGUGGCGCGUCUGUGCGAUGUUAUGCCUGCACCUCUGCAAUCGCACAUUGCCGCCUUGGAACUUCUGGCGCAGCUUUGCCUCUUGUGGGUCACUGACGCUGCUCUUCCUGGAUGCCGCACGGCCUUAGAGGUGGCGCUGCGCUGCGAUAAUUCGGCAGCUGAAGCGGCUGCCCACAAAGGGUUGUCUUCCGUUCGAUCUCUGGCCUGGGUUCUUCGAAGGUUCUGCGCUUGCGAGCAAGCCUUCAAUAUUCGAGCUGCUCCGGAACACAUCCCGGGUUAUCGCAAUGCGCUGGCCGAUGAGCUGAGCCGCCUCGGCACUUCGACACCUCCUCUGGCGCUUGCAGACCGAUGUGCUCCACCGCUUACAGAGCUGCUGCGUGCCCCCACUCAGCUCCGGCUGGGCCCUCCGCCUUCGGCGGCUCGCUGGCCGUCCUACCUCGAGAUUUCUGUUUUGCUUGGCAUGUUUUCCAUUGUUUGUGGUCCGGCAGUUUCUUGCUCGAUUCGCUACCAGGAGGCGCUAACAGCCCUGCUGACUCGAUCGUGGCAAGUCCUCUCCUACGGCCUUGCCGCCAUUGACCCUUUCCUGUGUAUCCAGUACACCCAGGCCAACACGAACUUGUAUGAGAUUAGCAACGGAUGUGGCAGUUUCAUGCUGCAAGCUUUCUUUGCCCGUCCUUCCUUUGGCCGACGCGAGGCAAGGAUUGGGCUCUCGUAUAGCGAUGAACGGAGUUACAUGCGAGUGGAAGGCCUUGUUCGAGUCCGGUGUGUGCUUUGGCAGGUCCCAGUCUACAGCACCAUCGAAGUCACAUUGCCGCUCACUGUGGACGAUGCGGCUGCGAUCCUCAACAAUGUUACCGUGCAGGAUGCCAUGAAGCAAGGCUUCGCAACGGCGAUGGAAGUGCCCGUGGAGGAUGUGACACUGGAGAUUCGGCAAGUUCGGCGGCUGAGUGCUCACACGAGGAAGCUUCAGACUCAGCUGUUGGCCAUCUUCUCAGUGGCCAUGCCCGGCAUCGAGGACGCCAUCGCGAAGCAGGCGGAGAUCGAGGCCGUUUCCUUGGAAGCCACCAACCAGGCCAUUGCCAGUGCGGUCGCGAGCGUGGGCUUCUCUGGUGCCUUGGAGGUUACCGGCAAGACGUCCGCGAGAGUUGCGGUUUCGACCACGACGCCGACCACGACAUCGACCACGACGGUUUCAAAUGUCUCAACCACCGAAACCGAUGUCUCAACCACCGAAACCGACGAGACGCCGCCCGGUGAGGAGCUCAGCAAAGGUGGACUGGCCGUUGCUUCGCUGAUGAUCGUGACGGUAGUGGCAAUGACCCAGCGAAAGCCCAUCUUCUUCGAAGAAUUUCAACUUGUCCAAGUGUGGCUGCGCCGCCGCUGCCGCGCCUGCCCACUUGGGCUCGUCCGCUCCGCCGUCGACUCCUGCAAAUUCCUGGAUUUCCAGGAUUUCCAUGCAGCUCCCGACCAGAUCCCGACCACGCAGUUACGGAUCUAUCAUUGCUUCUAUCUUCGGGCGCUGGGCCUGGCAACCAUCCCGACCCGAUCCCGAUCUUUCCUGCUCCGAGGACUGUCGCCGAAUGACAGGUUCAAGUCGGUUCAAGCUUUCCUUGUUGUACGUACAUGGGACCAAGCAAGCAGCACCACAAGCGAGCACAAGCAGGAGGUCCGUGCUGUGUCCUGGCCCCAGGUCGACCCCGCUGUUUGCUUAUCCACCCUGCUUCAGCUUGUUGCAGUGCUGGCUGUGCUGGCCCUUUGGCAGGUGACGAGUGGUCAAAAGCUAUUCGAUGAUGCGAUGCGGAAGUGGACACUGCAAAAGUCUCAUCACGACUAUGAGAGGCGCCUCCGUCAGAUGGGAAUCCAAAUGAAUCUUCCAGGAGGUUUUCCGCAGGUUCGAACAGCAGAUCCUGGCCCACAGCCGCAGCUCUCGGCUUUCAAGGACAAAGUGGAGACCAAGCGAUGUGAAGGCACGUCUGAGCGUUUCUCCCGGCGGCAUGACGGCCUGCUCCAGCGCACGAAGGAGUUGCUGGAACGGGGCCAGGACUUAAGCGAGCUUACCGCUCCGCCCCUUGAGAUCUUCUUCUGGCACCGCUUGGUGGUCGACGAGCUCCAUGAGCCGCUUCGGGUGCUGCGGGAUGCCGCUGGCUUGCGACUGGAAGGACCAGGUCCCCUUUUCUUUGCACCAUCCAUGCGACAUCUUCCUUCUACGCCAGUUUGA